UGCAAAGGCAGGAGGCCUGGGGACAAGAGAGAUUUGUAACUACAACGCACUGCUUAAUUUUACACAAAGAACGGUUUGAGACAAGUGGCUUUUGUAUGCUGAGAAGUGUGCCCUGCAUCCAACGAAGCUAGAGCCUGUUUCAGCGGGGAGAAUAUUCACGACUGGAAAACAGCCAGAUGACGGAUGCCCACAACCUAAAUUGCUCAAGGUCAGGAAAACUGCUGAAGUGUAAGGAAAUGACCCGGCUUCCUGUGAGAUCUGACUUCCCCAGCGACCUGCGGCGGCUCCAAGGCCACCUCUCAUGUCCCAGCUCACGAUGGGCCUUAGGCUGGGCACAGUCAAUCAAUUGCUACUUGGCGGGAUUUGAGGGAAAGGGCAGGGUCCAGCCGCAGGUCAGACGUCCGAACAGGGUCCGGGCGGUUGCCCUCGGCAUGACCCGACCUCGCCUGCUGGUUGCAGCGCCCUUGUUACCAGGCUCGCUGCAGCGGGGGAGGCUGGGGUUUGCUCCCCGCUCAUUGGUAGGCAGAAAAGCGCCUCCGAGGAACCCUCGGUCCCAGGGGCGAGAACGAGAGCCCAUUGGUCAGGACACCUCACAAUGGCCCCGGCAGCGCGCAAGGUUCUUCCCAUUGGCUGGCUGCGGCCUCGGGAGACCCCUGUGGCCUCGAACGCAGGCAGCCUCCUUGGCGCCCCGGAACGAGCGCUCCCACGCCGACCCCCAGUCCUCAUUGGCUGUUCUGCGGGCCGCCGCCAUCUAACGAGCAGCGAGGCGCAAAGCACCCAAGCGCGCGCUCCCUGCGGCGGGAUCCAGUCCCGCGGGAGGGCGACCCGGCCGGAGCUGCAGGGGCCCAAGCUGAGGGCAAAGGUCCUGGAGCCCAGCAUCUCUGCGCAGGACGCCCGUUCUCCCUUGGCACCUCGUCUGGGUCACAGCCCGGGCCUCCCUCCAGAGCUCUGCAUCUCCAACCUGGAACCCAACCCGGAAGGCUCCAGUAAGUUCGAAGCACCCACGCGGCGCGCAAACCCACUCAGGGCCGACAGAGAGGGGCGUCCCAACUCCGUCCCAUCUGCACCUCCAUUCACGUCUCCCCUCAUCGUUUAUCCACCAACUGUUUAUCAGUUCUUUUACUUAGCAUUCCACGUCCACCCGCCCCCCACCUGUCCAAAUCCUUACUUACCUCCCUCGGUGUUGGGAAAUCCUGUGCCUAAAGAAUUCGAAUUGAGAUCCACACGGAGUGGUAGAGACGAAGGUGAACCUCCCAAGGAACGAUGUUCUACUAUCCCAGCGUGCUUCAGCGCCACACUGGCUGCUUCGCCACCAUCUGGCUGGCUGCGACGCGCGGCAGCCGGUUGGUGAAGCGCGAAUACCUGAAGGUGAACGUGGUGAAGACGUGCGAGGAAAUCCUCAAUUAUGUGCUGGUCCGAGUGCAGCCCCCGCAGCCCGGCCUGCCGCGGCCCCGCUUCUCCCUCUACCUCUCAGCCCAGCUCCAGAUCGGCGUGAUCCGGGUCUACUUUCAACAAUGCCAGUACCUCGUAGAGGACAUCCAGCACAUCCUCGAGCGCCUGCACCGUGCCCAGCUGCAGAUCCGCAUUGAUAUGGUGGAGCCUGAGCUACCCAGCCUGCUGCUUCCUAACCGCCUGACCAUGAUGGAGACCCUGGAAGAUGCUCCAGACCCCUUCUUUGGGAUGAUGUCUGUGGAUCCCAGACUUCCUAGCCCCUUCAGGAUCCCUCAGAUUCGACAUCUCUUAGAGGCUGUGAGCCCAGAGAGAGUUCUUGAGGAGAUCCCUCCUGAAGUCCCUCCAGAGCCUAGGAAGCCAGAAAGGGUCCCGGUCACUGUGGUGUCUCCCGAGGCCAUCACCCUCCUGGAGGCGGAGCCCAUACGCAUUCUGCACAUUGAAGGUGAACGGGACCUCCCAGAGAUCAGCCGCCGAGAGUUGGACCUGCUGGUUGCUGAGGAAGGCGAAGCUAUCUUGUUAGAGGAGCCCAAGGAGGAGCCCCGGGCCCUGGAGCCGGAAGCCAUAGUCCCUCCGCUCUCACCCACGGCUCUUGCAGAGUUGGAAAGGGCAGUAGAGCCCCUUCCAAGCGAGGUCCCAGCCCCUGAGGAGCUGAAGCUGGCAGUCUGGGAGCCUGCGGUCCCACUUCCUGGUGAGUGCCUGCCAUGCCUGGGUCCUUCCUGGGGGCACUUGCACACCUGCUGCAGACAAGGGCCCUGUAUUCCUACUUGCUGGGAGGACCCUCUAGGUGAUAGCCUGGGGGCUGUGAGGAUGACGGGUGUGGGGCAGAGCCGAGACCUAGAAUGUGUUGCAGAGGUGACCCCCCCGCUGGAGCUGCGUCUGCCGCCCCCAGUCAGCCCAGAGCGGAGGAGGCCCCCAGUCGCCCCACCUCCAAGGAGCCCACCUCGCCGCCGCCGCCGCCGGUUACUGUUCUGGGACAAGGAGACUCAGAUCUCCCGGGAGAAAUUCCAGGAACAAAUGCAGAUCAGAGCCCACUGCUGGGAGUGUCCAAUGGUGCAGCCGCCUGAACGAACCAUCACAAGCCCAGGAGAGCUGUUUCGAACCCCGACCCACUCUGGCCGGCUACCCCCAGAACUGCUGGCUUUCUGGACCCAUUGUGCCCAGCCACCCCCAAGAGCACUCCGGCGAAGGCCGCCCCUGGAGCCUGAAGAGGAGGCUGCUGAGAGGGAGCUAGUGGCUGAGGAGGAAAGGAGAAAGCCUGAGACUCCGAGUGACAUUGAGGUCCUGAGGGAGGCCCUGGAGCCCAGUGGGCCCCUCAUGGUGUCUGCAGAGCUCUCCCUAGAAGCGGCUGAGGAGGAGACCCGCAUCAGCCUCGUGCCCCCGGAAGAGCGCUGGGCCUGGGCUGAGGUGGAGCAGCCAGAGGUCCCUGCACUGCCCGUGGUGCCUGAACUCCCUGAAGUACCGGUGGAGAUGCCUUUGGAGCUGCCCCUGGAGCCCGAGAUGCUCUCACUGGAGGCCGUGCACAGGGCAGUGGCACUGGAGCUGCAGGCCAACAGGGCCCCUGACUUCAGCAGCCUGGUACCGCCUCUCAGCCCCCGCAGGAUGGCCGCCCGGGUCUUCUACCUGCUCCUGGUGCUUGCGGCGCAGCAGAUCCUUCACGUGGAACAAGAGAAGCCAUACGGGCGCCUUCUGAUCCAGCCAGGACCCCGAUUCCACUGUGGUUAGAGACAACUUAUAAAGCUGCCAGGAAACUGGCUAC
Molecule: messenger RNA, 3208 nt
Organism: Equus quagga
Lineage: Eukaryota; Metazoa; Chordata; Mammalia; Perissodactyla; Equidae
Gene: REC8
Product: REC8 meiotic recombination protein
Biological process (GO): replication-born double-strand break repair via sister chromatid exchange; synaptonemal complex assembly; mitotic sister chromatid cohesion
Cellular component (GO): cohesin complex; synaptonemal complex
Molecular function (GO): protein binding; chromatin binding
Source: RefSeq, a predicted model, not a curated record